CCCCGGUGAGGGAAACGGAGGCGCCAUAGCCACGGUAGUCGUGGCGACCAAGCAACCCAGCAACGCCAGUCAACAACAACAACUGCGGCCGCCCCCCGCCCCCACGCCCCCGGCCCGGCCUGGGGACCCCGGCGCGCUCGGUCCCCUCUGCACAGCGCCCACGCACCUCCUCGAAGCCUUCCGCGGACACAAGUGCGGAGAAGCCGAGGAAGAGGAAAACCGCCUUAUUUAUUAUCAUUCACUGUUGGCAUGGCAACACAGUCCUAUGUUACUGAGCUACAGGCAGCCCCACAAGCAUCUCAGCCACCACAGGCCCCGCCCCAGGCCCCGCCCCAGGCCCCACCCCCAGCAGCACCCCAGCCUCCUGCUGCAGCAACCCCCCAGCCCCAGUAUGUCACCGAGCUGCAAAGCCCCCAGCCCCAGACGCAACCUCCGGGCAGCCAGAAGCAGUAUGUGGCAGAUCUCCCGGCUGCCCCUGCACCCUCGCGGCCUGCCACACCUGCCCCAUCCCCUGUGGCUCAGCAGUAUAUCGUGGUCACCGUCUCCGAAGGUGCCAUGCGGGCUAGUGAGACUGUGUCAGAAGCCAGCCCCAGUUCCACGGCAAGCCAGACUGGUGUCCCCACCCAAGUGGUACAGCAGGUGCAGGGCACCCAGCAGCGGCUGCUGGUCCAGGCAAGUGUGCAGGCCAAGCCAGGCCAUGUGUCACCCCUGCAGCUCACCAACAUCCAGGUGCCACAGCAGGCUCUCCCCACACAGCACCUGGUGGUGCAGAGCCCGGCGCCAGGCACUAAGGGUGGCCAGGUCUCCCUGACUGUGCACAGCACCCAGCAGGUGCACUCUGCCCCUGAGAGGUCACCAGUGCAAGCCAACAGUUCCACCAGCAAGACAGCUGGGACUCCUGCAGGCACUGUGCAGCAACUGCAGGUCCACAGCGUCCAGCAGAGUGUCCCUGUCACCCAAGAGAGGUCAGUAGUCCAGGCCACUCCGCAGACUAAAGCUGGCCCGGUGCAGCAGCUGACUGUGCAGGGACUGCAGCCGGUUCACGUUGCUCAAGAGGUACAGCAACUCCCGCAGGUGCCUGUCCCACACGUGUACUCCAGCCAGGUGCAGUACGUGGAAGGUGGCGACGCCAGCUACACAGCCAGCGCCAUCCGCUCUACCACCUACCAGUACCCUGAGACGCCAAUCUACACACAGACAGCAGGCACCAGCUACUAUGAGGCUUCAGGCACCGCUGCGCAGGUCAGCACGCCGGCCACUUCCCAGACUGUGGCCAGCAGCGGCUCAGUGCCCAUGUAUGUGUCCGGCAGCCCGAUUGUCGCCAGCUCGUCCAGCAGUGAGGCUGGAGCCAGCAACAGCAGUGUGGGUGCAGGGGGCAACGGGGGAGGCGGCAGCAGUGGCGGCGGCAGUGGCAGUGGCGGCAGCGGCAGUGGAGCAGGCACCUACGUGAUCCAAGGCGGUUAUAUGCUAGGCAACGCCGGCCAGUCUUACUCCCACACCACCCGUGCCUCACCAGCCACAGUCCAGUGGCUCCUGGAUAAUUACGAGACCGCUGAGGGCGUGAGCCUGCCUCGGAGCACCCUCUACUGCCACUACCUGCUGCACUGCCAAGAGCAGAAGCUGGAGCCGGUGAAUGCCGCCUCCUUCGGCAAGCUCAUCCGCUCGGUAUUCAUGGGUCUGCGCACGCGCCGGCUGGGCACCAGGGGCAACUCUAAGUACCACUAUUAUGGCCUGCGGAUCAAAGCCAGCUCACCCCUGCUGCGGCUGAUGGAGGACCAGCAGCACAUGGCCAUGCGAGGCCAGCCCUUCUCCCAGAAACAGAGGCUCAAGCCCAUCCCGAAGAUGGAGGGCGUGGCCAACGGUGUUGCCGUGGGGCAGCAGAGCACAGGGCUGUCAGACAUCAGCGCCCAGGUGCAGCAGUACCAGCAGUUCCUGGAUGCCUCCAGGAGCCUCCCUGAUUUUGCCGAGCUGGACCUCCAGGGCAAAGUGCUGCCUGAGGGUGUCGGUCCUGGGGACAUCAAGGCCUUCCAGGUCCUGUACCGGGAGCACUGUGAGGCCAUCGUGGACGUCAUGGUAAAUCUCCAGUUCACACUGGUAGAAACACUGUGGAAGACCUUCUGGAGAUACAAUCUUAGCCAGCCUAAUGAGGCACCACCACUGGCCGUGCACGAUGAGGCAGAGAAGCGGCUGCCCAGGGCCAGUCUGGUGCUCCUCUCCAAGUUCCAGCCUGUGCUUCAGUGGACCAAGCACUGUGACAAUGUGCUGUACCAGGGCCUGGUGGAGAUUCUCAUCCCUGAUGUCCUGCGGCCCAUCCCCAGUGCCUUGACCCAAGCAAUCCGGAACUUUGCCAAGAGCCUGGAGAGCUGGCUCACCCAUGCCAUGGUGAACAUCCCCGAGGAGAUGCUGCGGGCGAAGGUGGCAGCAGCUGGCGCCUUCGCACAGACGCUGCGGCGCUACACAUCGCUCAACCACUUGGCACAGGCGGCGCGGGCAGUGCUGCAGAACACUGCGCAGAUCAACCAGAUGCUAAGCGACCUCAAUCGCGUGGACUUUGCCAAUGUCCAGGAGCAGGCCUCAUGGGUGUGUCGCUGCGAGGACCGUGUGGUGCAGCGUUUGGAGCAGGACUUCAAGGUGACGCUGCAGCAGCAGAACUCACUGGAGCAAUGGGCAGCCUGGCUGGAUGGCGUCGUGAGCCAGGUGCUCAAGCCCUACCAGGGCAGUUCCGGCUUCCCCAAGGCAGCCAAGCUCUUCCUCCUCAAGUGGUCCUUCUACAGCUCCAUGGUAAUCCGAGACCUGACCCUGCGCAGUGCUGCCAGCUUCGGCUCCUUCCACCUCAUCCGCCUGCUCUAUGACGAGUACAUGUACUACCUGAUCGAGCACAGAGUGGCCCAGGCCAAGGGCGAGACCCCAAUCGCGGUCAUGGGAGAGUUUGCAAACCUGGCCACCUCACUCAAUCCCUUGGACCCUGACAAAGAUGAGGAAGAAGAGGAGGAAGAGGAGAGUGAAGAUGAGCUGCCACAAGACAUCUCGCUGGCAGCUGGCAGCGAAUCUCCCGCACUAGGUCCAGAAGCUCUGGAGCCACCAGCGAAACUGGCGAGGACUGACACUCGUGGCCUCUUUGUGCAGGCCCUGCCCUCCAGUUAAGCCUGAGACCUCCCUGCACCCCUCCACCCGCCCAACCUGCCGCUGCUGCCCCUCCAGGCCAGGGUCCAGUCCUGUUUUUGUGGCUUCACUGUCACCCUUCCAGCACAUGGCAGAGCUGGAGAGGGUCCCCUGACAGGGAAGGCUAGGAGAGUCUCCCCUCAUGGGGCUGGUACAAUCAUGGGCGGGGCUGGGCAGAACCGAAGCUGCAAACCCUGACACAAAAGACGUGCCUUAAGGAACCUGCCUAGGUGUCCCUCUUUCCUGCCCCAGCUCACAGCCCUGUCCCCCCCCCCACCACUACUGACCCAGAGGGCAGCAGGCCAGCUCCUCCCCUGCGGAACUGUUAACUUAUUCUGCUCUCUGGCUUUGCACAGCCUGCCUGGGCAGGCGCAGGUGGGUAGCACCUUGGGACCCCCACUGUCAGCAGCAGUACCCCACUGCUCCCCUUUCUUGGUAUAAGUGCAAUUAAAGCUGUGGGUGUUGCACCUUCUCCAGAGCUGGGUUCUCCUGGCCCCGCAGCCCAGAGAGGGGCAUAUUGCGAAGGGCCCCGGCCUCCAGCUUCCAAAGAGGAGCAUCCGGCUGGCUGUAGGGCCAGGUGCUCCAGACCCAAGGCCUCCUCGCCCUGCGCCUUCCACCCCAUCAGCUUGUGACGGAAACCUGCUCCCAGAGAUGCUUCUCCUCCGUGCAGUGCCCCGCCCCGCCCCGCCCCCGUAACUAUUGUGUGACUAGUGAGUGCCGCUUGAGCGGCGACAGUAACUUGUUGGUUUUUUCCAACCAUCAUGGCCUUAUCCGUUCCUGUUUUCUCAGUGUCUUCAAUCUGUGAUAGAUGUUUAUGGAGAAAAAGAAAAUCUGGCCUAUUGUAUAGAAAUCACUAUUUUGUGUGCUCCGCGUGCUACAGCUUUUGGGGUGGUCCUGCACACUCCCCAUGGGCCUCCCUUCCCAGUGGUCGAAGUAUCCACGCGCGUGGUAGUUUAGUGUGCUGUUUUCUACCUUUUUGUAGUCUUUCUUAAAACAAUAAAUACUGCUGUGAUCUUUG
Molecule: messenger RNA, 4180 nt
Organism: Grammomys surdaster
Lineage: Eukaryota; Metazoa; Chordata; Mammalia; Rodentia; Muridae
Gene: Rfx1
Product: regulatory factor X1
Exons: 21
Coding region: 250-3144 (964 amino acids)
Biological process (GO): regulation of transcription by RNA polymerase II
Cellular component (GO): nucleus
Molecular function (GO): RNA polymerase II cis-regulatory region sequence-specific DNA binding; DNA-binding transcription factor activity, RNA polymerase II-specific
Source: RefSeq, a predicted model, not a curated record